Molecule: messenger RNA, 1776 nt
Organism: Purpureocillium lilacinum
Lineage: Eukaryota; Fungi; Ascomycota; Sordariomycetes; Hypocreales; Ophiocordycipitaceae
Cellular component (GO): cytoplasm
Molecular function (GO): protein binding
Source: RefSeq, a predicted model, not a curated record
AUGGCCGAAUCGCGACACGUCGGGCAGCGCGUGUCCUACAGCGGUGCCCUGUGCACGGUGCGGUACGUCGGCCGAGUCGAGGGCACAGAGGGCUCCUGGCUCGGCGUCGAAUGGGACGACGCCACCCGUGGCAAGCACGAUGGCUCUCACAAGGGCGUGCGCUACUUCACCUGCCUCUCAAAGUCGGCCACGGCCGCGUCGUUUGUGCGCCCGACGCGGCCCGCGGACUCGCCGCAGAGCUUCAUCGCCGCGCUGCACGACAAGUACGUCGCCCACGAUCCGCAGGGCGGUGAAGAUGGCACGGCACUGGAGCAGGCUCGGCAGAUCAUCAUCUCGGGCAAGGUGGCCGAGGAGAAGGGCUUCGACAAGGUCCGCCGCAAGCUCGCCCAGGUGGGAGAGCUCAAGAUUGUGAUCCUCGACGGGCUGCGCGUGGCGAGCGCGGUGGCAUCUGACGAGAGGAGCGUUGCAGAGACAUGCCCGAGCAUCGUGCACCUGGAUCUGAGCAGGAAUCUGCUUGAGCGGCUGGGGCCUGUCGUCGAGGUGUGUGGCGAGCUCAGCAACCUCCAGCGGCUGAGCAUCAACGGCAACCGAUUUCAGCAUAUCUUGAGCGACAAGUCUCUCGACCGUGCCGAGGCUGCGUUUCGGGGUGUGACGGAGCUUGCUCUCGGCGAGACGCUGCUGAGCUGGGAGGAGCUCUGCUACGUCGCCGUCCGAUGCCCUUCUCUCACGACCCUCGCCGUUGGGGCGAACCAGCUCUCUAUACUGCCCGAGGUAGACUUUGGCAGCCUCACGAGCACUCUGACCUCCAUCAACCUCGAGUACAACGACUUCACAGCCAUAUCCGACCUCGGCUGCCUCGCCUCCCUCACGGCCCUCCGCAACCUGCACCUCAAGGGCAACGGCAUCAAAGAAAUGACGGCCGCCAACGCAUCUACACCAAUUUUCCCACAUUCACUCAAAUAUCUCGACGUGUCGUACAACAGCAUCGAAGAAUGGUCCUUUGUCGACGGGCUAGCCACGCACUUCCCGGGGCUCACAGGCCUACGCCUCGCCCACAACCCGGUUUACGACGCGCAGCGGGACGUCGACACGAAGACGGCGUCGUCGUCCGAGGAAUCGCACAUGUUCACCAUUGCGCGCCUCGCGGGGCUCAAGAGCGUCAACUUCACGCACAUCCAGCACGCGGACCGCACCAACGCAGAGAUGUUCUACCUCUCGCGCAUCGCGCGCCAGCUCGCCGCCGUGCCCGAGGGCGCCGAGCACACCGUCCUGGCGCAGCACCCGCGGUGGGCAGAGCUCUGCGGCCUGUACGGCGAGCCGGACGUGGUGCGCCGCAGCGAGGUGAACCCGUCGUUCCUCGAGGCGCGGCUAGUCACCGUGGGGUUUCACUACCAGGAUGACGCCGGAACACUGAGGAAGAAGACGACGCGCAUACCGCGGUCGUUUGACAUUUAUGCCGUCAAGGGGAUCGCUGGAAAGCUAUUCGGCGUGCCCCCGCUGAGGGUGCGUCUGGUAUGGGAGACGGGGGAGUGGGAUCCCGUGGCGCGGUACGACGAACGGGACGGCGAGAGCAGCGACGAGGACGACGACGAUGACGACAUGGUUGUCGAAACGCCGCCGGAGGACAGCGAGGACUAUUCAAAGGAAAAGUCCGGGAGAUGGGUCAAGCGAGAAGUUGAGCUAAGAGACGGGCCGAAGCAGCUGGGCUACUGCGUCGACGGCCAGGACGUGAACAUUCGCGUCGAGAUCACGCAGAGCCCGACGACCACAACGUAA